Corvus hawaiiensis (hawaiian crow) is the source of this 2270-nucleotide messenger RNA. RefSeq names its product calcium regulated heat stable protein 1 (gene CARHSP1). The record is from RefSeq and is a predicted model, not a curated record. The coding region runs from base 273 to 731 and encodes 152 amino acids. NCBI's taxonomy places the organism in Eukaryota, Metazoa, Chordata, Aves, Passeriformes, Corvidae. Gene Ontology annotation, biological process: regulation of mRNA stability. Gene Ontology annotation, molecular function: mRNA 3'-UTR binding. The transcript has 4 exons. Gene Ontology annotation, cellular component: cytoplasm.
CUGUGUCAACACUGCCCGGCCUCUGAGUGCCUCCCGCUGCGCCUGCAAGUGGGGAGAGUGUCUCUGCUCCUGCAGGAGGGCUGCCAAGGGAAAUGAGUUCAUCCCUGUAUGAACAACGUCAAGGAGUGGCCACACCAGCACGAACUGAAAUAGCCAAGCUGCACCUUUGUCUCUGUAAAGGUCCAGAUGAAGUGAUCUUCUGCUGAGGGUCGCGGGAGGAGGGAGCUGCUGACAUCCCGCUGUACGCACACGGCUCUUCUCAGGCCUCAGGAAUGUCUUCUGAGCCCACUUCAUCCUCCUCGCAGCAGUCCCCCGCCUCUCCCCCCUCGCCCAGCUCCCUCCAUCUGCCCGAGAGCCGCCGGCCCAGGGAGCGCUCCCCGUCCCCCAUGAGGGGGUACCUCAUCCCCAGCCCGCUGCCCACCCGCCGCACCAGGACGUUUUCCGCCACGGUGAGAGCCUCGGAGGGACCCAUCUACAAAGGGGUCUGCAAGUGCUUCUGCCGCUCCAAAGGCCACGGAUUCAUCACCCCUGCGGACGGAGGGCCCGACAUCUUCGUGCACAUCUCGGACAUUGAAGGCGAGUACGUUCCCGUGGCAGGCGACGAGGUCACCUACAAGAUGUGCACCAUCCCUCCCAAGAACGAGAAGCUGCAGGCAGUGGAGGUGGUGAUCACUCACCUGGCCCCUGGCACCAAGCACGAGACGUGGUCGGGGCACAUCAUCAGCUCCUGAGUGUCCCCUGGGAGCGCAGCUGCUGCCGGCGUGGGCUCUGCUCAACAACUGGCUGCAGGGACCUGGCUGAAGAAUAUUGUGUGUGAGGAAAUACUGCAUUGUCAAUAAAGCAGAAGCAGGCCAAAAUUACAAUUUUUUACAGCUGGCCUGAUUAAAAAAAAAAAAAAAAAAAAGGCAAUUCAAAUGCUAAUGAAAAAAAUCUAGCAUAAUGUGUUUACAAGAAAUGUAUUUAAAGAGACCUAGUUUAUGUGCUUAGUGGAGGAUGGGAGGUUUGGGUUUUCUUUUAUCUUAUGAACUGAUUCCAGGAAAUGCCCAGGGGAAGGGGGAGAGGUUUCAAGGAGAGCUCUUCUGGUGCAGAUGGUCAAGCACACCUGAGCCCUGGGCAUUGUGUGAGCCUUGUGAUCCCUUGGGCUGCUCUUCCGUAGGGCUGCAGAACCUUUAUUGCUGAUAACAGUGCCUGAAUGCCUUGGCUGGAGAGACAGAGGUGUUCAUUGCUGAUUUGUUUUCCUCAUGGAAGGAAGUUCACAAACAGAGCAGUUGCCACAGGAUGGAAAAUCUCCAUCAGGUGGUUUUGCUCCAGUGCCCAUCAGGUGCACCACUGCAAAUGGUGUGGAAACUGUGUUGUGGUGGUAAAGCUGGGGCUGUUUGUGAAUUUACUUAGGUGCCUUGAUGGUUGAUUAGCAACAGAUUUUAUAGGCCAGUAUUAAAAAAAAAAAAAAAUCCCAUCCCAAAUUUAAAUUUGCUUCAAGGUAAGUGGUAGAAAAGUGUAGAAUAGUGGAUACUUCAUAGCUUCUGACUGUGUCUGAAUUCUGACAAGGCUGAAGAGUUGCCUUCUAGCCUGCAUACAGCUGACUGCCAUGGUGUGCCACUGGGCAGGCAGGACACCCCCCUGCACUGCUGCACAGCAGCUGUGGGCUGCCCAGGGGCCUGUCUGUUAAACUCUGUGUGAGUUACUCAACACGCUCAGCUGUCUUGGUGAAGUACAUUCUGCAUCUAUUUCCCUGGCAAACUUGGUAGGAUGUGAUAGGGCCACCCUUCCCCAAACUCUUCAUGUAGUUGUAGUGCUACUAAAUUGGUUUUGUUCCUAUUUGCCUUCCACAUAUUUUUUUCCAAAUGAAACAUUUUUCUCUGUUAUGUUCCUAACAGUGGAUUUUUAUUGACUUUGCAAAUAAAAAAAAAAAAAUCAAAAAAAAAGGGCACAACUCUUGUUAGUUGUAUGAAACAGUGCAGCUUCAGUUGUGUAUUUGGAGCUUCACCAAGAGGUGCUCGCUGUCAGGACAUGUCCUGAGCCUUUCACAGCAGCUAUCUGUUCCCAGGUGUGAUGUGGGGACAGCACAGGGGUGCGGGGCCAGGAGCUGCUGUGCUGGCUUGUUUUCCCUUUGCUGUACCUGUGUUACAUCACAGUGUAGUGGGGUUUGGGUUUGGUUUUGUUUUCUAUGACCCGUAAGACUUGGUAGUGGUGGGUUUAUCACUGUGCAGCUUGUUGGAAUAUCACUCCCUGCUUUCUUUACAAUAAAUGCAACCAUUUCAGUGCUUAAA